AGUCUACAAAAUGUCUUGGCUUAUCGAUGAUGCCAGCUGCGGAACAUCAAAUCCUGUUUCGGGUUUGAUGAAGCAGCUUGUGCAAGACAAGUCUUUGCAACAGGAUAGAUUUAUUUCAGAUCAACUGAAUGAAGGCACUUCCAAAAAGACUUUUAGGUCACGUACAGAAGUAGAUGCAUAUAAGAAUGAGUACGAGAAGUUUUUCAAUCAACCGGAUUGGGUUCACAAUUUUCUAAAUCAUCCUAAUUCAAUAAUUGAUGAUCCGUUGAAUCAUAACGUUACUUAUGAAAAGAUUUUUAAUAAUGCUAAUGUUCAAGACAUAGAUUGGGAAUCCGAAUUCAAUGCUAUAGAAAAAUUGCAAGAAUCUAAUUCCGUUUCUCAAGAUAAUUUAUGGGCAAAUAAAUUUCAUCAACAAAUUUCUAUAGAAGGAAACAAAAUUGUUGAACAAAAAUCUCCUGUAUCUAAUGGUGGUUGGGCAUCUGAGUUUGUUGUUGAGCAAAAAUCUCCUGUAUCUAAUGGUGACUGGACAUCUGAAAGAAAACAGCCACUCAAGUCACAUGAAAAAAAAGCAACUUUAACGUCAAUCGAGAUGGCAUCUGCAGUAUUUGUGUUGGAUCUAAAAGGAAAAGUUCUUAUUUCCCGUAAUUACCGUGGCGACAUUCCAAUGUCAGCUGUAGAAAAAUUUAUGCCUUUGGUUUUAGAGGCUGAAGAAGAACAACAAGCACCAACACCUUUGUUAGCCCUAACAAAGAAAAAUUCUAAUGCAACCACGAUUUUACUAUUCCUUCAUAAAUUGGCCGAGGAAGAAUCUAUUCGUGAUAAUUUUGUCAUUAUUUAUGAAUUACUUGAUGAAAUGAUGGACUUCGGUUACCCUCAAACCACUGAAACUAAGAUAUUACAAGAGUAA
Messenger RNA from Dentiscutata erythropus, 907 nucleotides. The record is from the annotation of a GenBank genome assembly. NCBI's taxonomy places the organism in Eukaryota, Fungi, Glomeromycota, Glomeromycetes, Diversisporales, Gigasporaceae.